UUAAAUUUUAAAAUGGUUAACCCAUAACUGAAACUUGAAGGUGUACGCUUAAAAAGUGCUUAAAUUAAUUAUUUUAUUGUAUUAUUCCUAAGAGAAAUAUGUAAAUGUAACACUAAAUAGUCUUGCAUUUAAAAUACGAUAUCUUAUAAUAUCAUAAUGACGGCCAAUGAAAUCGAAGAGCCGAAUGGAAACUGCCAUACGAUUUUGGAAAAGAUAAACGAAAACAAUGCAGAACCUACAAAUAAGCUUCCAGAGAUAACCGAUUUCACUAUAAUAAAGCCGAUAAGCCGUGGGGCUUUUGGAAAAGUAUUUCUUGCCCAGAAAAAGUAUAAUCCAGAACAAUUGUAUGCUAUAAAAGUUAUGAAAAAGUCAGAAAUGAUUAAUAAAAAUAUGGUAACCCAGGUGGUUACGGAAAGAAAUGCUCUUGCCUUAUCUAGAAGUCCAUUUUGUGUUCACUUGUUUUAUUCAUUACAGUCUGCUUCAUCAGUUUAUUUGGUCAUGGAAUAUAUGGUUGGUGGAGAUCUGAAGUCUUUAUUAAAUGUUUAUGGUUUCCUAGAAGAGUCAAUGGCAAUAUUUUAUGUCGCAGAGGUAACUUUAGCCUUGGACUAUUUACAUAAACACAAUAUUGUUCAUAGAGACCUUAAACCAGAUAAUAUGUUGAUUGCCAAAAGUGGACAUGUUAAGUUAACGGAUUUCGGAUUAUCAAAGAUUGAAAUACAUAGAGAUUUAGAAAUAUCGGACUUUGUAAAUCGAACACCAAGCCUAAAUUUACGUACUCCUGGUCAACUAUUGUCUCUGACUUCACAUCUUUCAUUUGGUUCUGGAGGGGACAGUUCCAAAGAUUCCUUAUCUACAGAAACUUGUGAGAACCUUCUUCAUGCACUUAAAGAAUCUUCCAAGAAGAAGAGUAUAUUUUAUGAUGAUGUAAGCACAGUAGACAGCCCAUCUAUAGACCAUUCUCAACUUUCUGGAAUACAUCCAUUUAUGAGUGCCGAGAGUAUACACUUGGAACAUAUUACUUCAAAAGACUCUGGCUCGGAAUCACUAAGUUCAUACCAUACAUGUGAAAGUUCGAAAAACAGUUCUAAUAAAAGUAAUAAGUCAACAGACAUCAGUAGUGCUAAUGGCUCUUCUUUGGAGUCAGCGCUCACCGAUUCACAACAUGACCAGUCGACUUCACCUCUUUGCAGGGGUCACUCUUUGAAAAGGAUUCCUAGUUUCCGGGCUAAAAAAAGAAAGCGGAUUUUGGAUUGUGAUGGUGAUGGUGAUACACCGACUGGAGUGACCAGCCUUUUGGAGUCAAAAGCAAACCACAGUGGGCUGACUCAGGAGAUAAUGGCGCUGGAACUGGACGUCACUCAGAACACGCCGAAGAGGAUAUCGAUACACCCCACACCAGAACGAAGAAAGAAUCCUAUUAAGGGUGUUUUAAAGAAGAGAUGGGUUUCGCAAAAUGAUAGUCACCAUUUCAACGUGGGAGUGAUAUUCUCGACUCCAGUCUCAAACAGUAAGAACAAGGAGAAAAAAGAAAAGGCUACGAGAUUUAAUUUACCUACCGAAGAAUCGACUUUGGAAACCAAGGACCACUCCUUGACAUUUGGAAAACAUAUUUCCACCAGCUUAGAAAUAUUUCCAACGAGGAGGUUAAGUAAGGGUGAAGGCAGCAAAUCACCCACAGACCUGUGUAAAACGCCCAUAGCCGCCCAAACGCCUUACAGGACACCAAAAAGCGUCAGACGCGGUAAUCAAGUUUCCGAUCAGAGAAUAUUGGGCACGCCGGACUAUCUCGCACCUGAAUUAUUACUCAGGCAAGGACAUGGGCCACAAGUGGAUUGGUGGGCACUAGGAGUAUGCUUGUACGAGUUCAUGACGGGCAUUCCGCCCUUCAAUGAUGAGACACCACAAGCCGUCUUCAAUAAUAUUUUAUCCAAAAACAUAGAAUGGCCUGAAGAUGAUGAGGCCUUAUCUAGUGAAGCAGUGAGUGCAAUCGAGGCCCUGCUCACAAUGGAUCCGAAGGAACGUCCUGCCGCCGCAGAGGUCAAGUCAAUGUCGUUAUUCAAAGACUUGGACUGGGAUAAUCAGCUUAACGUUGAACCGCCUUUUAUACCCACGCCAGAUGAUAUCCACGACACUGGAUACUUUCAAGCUCGCAACAUUCUACAACAACUUCAAGUGUCCAACUUUGACAUAUGAUUUUUCUUAUUUAGUUUGUAAAUACUGUAGCCCAAUACGUCGUGUUUCAUAAUCAAGUAUUAAAAGUGUUCUUAGGGCUGAUUUAUGUGAUACUAAUGCGCUAUAAUAUUAAUUCUUAGUUAAUUAUGUAUGGAAUUUAAAAUAAAACAAUUUUUAAUGUA
Messenger RNA from Pieris rapae (cabbage white), 2354 nucleotides. It is a transcript of the gene gwl, whose product is annotated as serine/threonine-protein kinase greatwall. Lineage: Eukaryota; Metazoa; Arthropoda; Insecta; Lepidoptera; Pieridae. The record is from RefSeq and is a predicted model, not a curated record. Gene Ontology annotation, molecular function: ATP binding; protein serine/threonine kinase activity. Gene Ontology annotation, biological process: peptidyl-serine phosphorylation; intracellular signal transduction. Bases 157 to 2193 code for a protein of 678 amino acids. Gene Ontology annotation, cellular component: nucleus. The transcript is spliced from 12 exons.